AUGCAUCUCAACUCCCUCAUGUUCAGAAGAAAAAUUCAAAGCGCACUUCGUCAUGGGGUUGCCAUGGACAUGUGCAAUAGACAAGUGGUAGGGAAAAGAAAGCACAGCACCCUGAAGAACCUUCCGAACGAAAUUUUGAACCAACCAAUGACUCAAAUUAGUAGCUUAUCAAAUAAAUUAAAAGUUGCAACAAUCAGAAAUAGUUGCGAAGUUCCAACUAUUGGAAUAUGGAUCAGUAGUGGAAGUAAGUAUGAAAACAAAAGCAACAAUGGUGUUGCACACUUUUUGGAACAUAUGAUAUUUAAAGGGACAAAAAAAAGGAAUAGAAUCCAAUUAGAAAAAGAAAUUGAAAAUAUGGGUGCACAUCUGAACGCAUACACAGCGAGAGAACAAACUAGCUAUUACUGUAGAUGCUUUAAAGAAGACAUUAAAUGGUGCAUCGAACUUUUAAGUGAUAUUCUUAGCAAUAGUAUAUUCGAUGAUAACUUAAUUGAUUUAGAAAAACACGUGAUAUUAAGAGAAAUGGAAGAAGUGGAAAAAUCCAAAGAUGAAGUGAUUUUUGAUAAAUUACACAUGACUGCUUUCAGAGAUCAUCCAUUAGGCUACACCAUUUUAGGACCCGUAGAAAAUAUUCAAAAUAUGAACAGACAGAAUAUCAUUAAUUAUAUUCAAACUAAUUACACAUCGGAUAGAAUGGUUUUAUGUGCAGUUGGUGAUGUACAACAUGAAGAAGUUGUAAAAUUAGCUGAACAAUAUUUCAGUCAUAUAAAACCGCAAUCCAAAAACAAUACAUCUACAUCUAAUAUAGAUAAUGUAAAACCAUUUUUUUGUGGUUCUGAAAUUAUUAUGAGAGAUGAUGAUUCAGGGCCUAAUGCACACAUAGCUGUAGCAUUCGAAGGAGUAGAUUGGAAAUCACCUGAUUCUAUUACAUUCAUGUUAAUGCAAUGUAUUAUUGGAACAUAUAAAAAAAGUGAAGAAGGAAUUCUUCCAGGAAAGCUAUCCGCAAACAGAACUGUAAAUAAUAUAUGCAACAAAAUGACCAUCGGAUGUGCUGAUUAUUUUUCUUCAUUCAAUACAUGUUAUAACAAUACAGGUUUGUUCGGAUUCUAUGUUCAAUGUGAUGAACUAGCCGUAGAACAUGCCUUAGGAGAACUCAUGUUUGGAAUCACCUCUCUAAGUUAUAGUGUCACAGACGAAGAAGUAGAACUAGCCAAAAUACAAUUAAAAACGCAACUUAUUAAUAUGUUCGAGUCUUCCUCUACAUUAGCUGAAGAAGUUUCACGACAGAUACUUGUAUAUGGCAGAAAUAUUCCAUUGGCUGAGUUCAUACUAAGACUUGACAAAAUUGAUACAGAGGAAGUUAAAAGAGUUGCAUGGAAAUAUUUGCACGAUCGAGAAAUAGCAGUUGCAGCAAUGGGUGCACUCCAUGGCAUGCCUCAGUACAUAGACUUACGACAGAAGACCUAUUGGUUGAGAUAUUAG
Plasmodium gonderi is the source of this 1482-nucleotide messenger RNA. Its product is annotated as mitochondrial-processing peptidase subunit beta. Lineage: Eukaryota; Apicomplexa; Aconoidasida; Haemosporida; Plasmodiidae. Gene Ontology annotation, cellular component: mitochondrion. Gene Ontology annotation, biological process: proteolysis. The transcript has a single exon. Gene Ontology annotation, molecular function: metal ion binding; metalloendopeptidase activity. The coding region runs from base 1 to 1482 and encodes 493 amino acids. The record is from RefSeq and is a predicted model, not a curated record.